GUCGCAUCGCGGGGCAACUUUUCUGAGCCUUUUGAGAUAAACACAACAUCACCGAAAUACCUUUCUUAUUCCUACCAUAGCAGCCAUCAACUAGCAGCCAAAAUGUCCGAUGACGAGGGUCUUUCUAUCUAUGACGAGGUCGAGAUCGAGGAUAUGACUUUUGACGAGGCUAUGGGCGUUUACCAGUUCCCAUGUCCUUGUGGCGACAAGUUUCAAAUCACACUCGAGGAUUUGCUGGACGAGCAGGAUAUUGCCGUGUGCCCUAGUUGCAGUCUCAUGAUCCGGGUUAUUUUUGAUCUGGAUGACCUACCGAAACCUCCCACUUCAGGCACCUCGGGCGGACAGGUUCCUAUAGCCGCUUGAGCGAAGCAAGAAUGGCGAUAGAUUCAUACAAAUUGCGACUACCCAUGCGAACAGACCCGGCACGACAGUCACCCUUCCGCCGUGAGCACGACACCCUUUGAGGAGCUUGAAGCUUCUGUGUCCAACCCAACACCCGUAAAUCGGCCGCAACUUCGGAAUCCUUGAAAAUUUCAUUUUCGCAACGUCCUCAAACCAACGCGAACAGAAACCCCUGCAUGGGUAGGACAAGAGUGGUUCCAGGGUACCUGGAAGCCCGGCUGAUACUGGUUCAACGUACUGUGUCGCCGCCACAAUCAGCCAAUUUACAAGGGCAACGGGCAGGGAGGAAGGAAUUGAGGCCCCAGCCAGUUUAGAUAAGAGCGCAACACAAACGGCAUGCCGCAAAUAAAUUUGCCGCCAUUACUCCGUUGGUUCAGGGUUCCUGCCAAGCUUCCAGAGAUAAGCAGGAAGCUUGAGGCUCAAGUGAGCUGGGUAGUAAAAGAGACACACUAUAUUUCACGAAAGUAAAAAAAACCAGAAAAUGGUGGUAUGCGAUUAGUAUUAAUAUAGCUGGAGGUGAUCUCGCUCCAUUGGUCUAUCUAUUCUAGUCAGGACAAAAAGUUCCCGAUCUAUCUCCAUCGAAAGUUAAACGCGCACCAGCACGGUUCCUCCAGGACUAUGCAUCAGAAUGCAUCAUGUCCUCAUAUCCACCAAACCCUGCACAAGUUCCGUAUGUCGAAAUUUACAGGGCAAGGGCAACAGCGAGAGCACCAGCGAGACCGCUGAGGCCGAGGGCAGCAGCGCCGUUGGCGGGGGUGGAGCCGGAGCCGGAGCCGGAGCCGGAGCCGGAACCAGAGCCAGAGCCAGAGCCGGGCUUAGUACCGUUGGUGGCUGUUAACGUGAUGUUAGUUGAACUGCCGUGAAGAGAGGAUCGUGAGAAAGAGUUGGAACUAACGGGCACCGGGAGUAGCAACGGGAGUAGCAACGGGAGCCACAGGGGUCUGGGCAGCAGCCGCAACAGCGACGAAAGCGAGGACGGCAACGGAAGCGUGCAUUUUGAUGGUGGUUUUAGGUUGUUUGGUUGUUGGUAGAAGAGUUUGAAGAGAAUUAGAUCGGGUUUAAACGAGUGUUGGUGUAGCGAUUGUAGUUGUAGUAGUUGUUGAGUGGAUGCUGAGAAUGAGGAAAUGUUUGAAUGAGCAGAGGAG
Fusarium odoratissimum NRRL 54006 is the source of this 1547-nucleotide messenger RNA. Its product is annotated as diphthamide biosynthesis protein 3. The coding region runs from base 103 to 363 and encodes 86 amino acids. Lineage: Eukaryota; Fungi; Ascomycota; Sordariomycetes; Hypocreales; Nectriaceae. Gene Ontology annotation, biological process: protein histidyl modification to diphthamide. The transcript is spliced from 2 exons. Gene Ontology annotation, molecular function: metal ion binding. The record is from RefSeq and is a predicted model, not a curated record.